This is a messenger RNA of Saccharomyces cerevisiae S288C, 1473 nucleotides long. RefSeq names its product glucosaminyl-phosphotidylinositol O-acyltransferase (gene GWT1). Gene Ontology annotation, cellular component: membrane; endoplasmic reticulum membrane. The record is from RefSeq and is marked reviewed. Bases 1 to 1473 code for a protein of 490 amino acids. Gene Ontology annotation, biological process: GPI anchor metabolic process; GPI anchor biosynthetic process. The transcript has a single exon. Lineage: Eukaryota; Fungi; Ascomycota; Saccharomycetes; Saccharomycetales; Saccharomycetaceae. Gene Ontology annotation, molecular function: acyltransferase activity.
AUGUCGACUUUAAAACAGAGAAAAGAGGACUUUGUGACAGGGCUCAAUGGCGGUUCUAUAACAGAAAUUAACGCAGUGACAUCAAUUGCUUUGGUAACUUACAUAUCAUGGAACUUAUUGAAAAAUUCCAACCUUAUGCCUCCUGGCAUUUCCAGCGUGCAAUACAUAAUUGAUUUUGCAUUGAACUGGGUUGCUUUGCUUCUAUCUAUUACUAUUUAUGCUAGUGAACCAUACCUUCUAAACACGCUAAUACUGUUACCUUGUUUGCUCGCAUUCAUAUAUGGAAAAUUUACUAGCUCGAGUAAACCUUCUAAUCCAAUAUACAAUAAAAAAAAAAUGAUUACACAGCGGUUCCAACUAGAAAAAAAGCCGUAUAUUACUGCGUAUCGUGGUGGGAUGCUUAUUCUGACUGCUAUUGCCAUCUUGGCUGUAGAUUUUCCAAUUUUCCCAAGGAGGUUUGCCAAGGUGGAAACUUGGGGGACAUCCCUGAUGGAUCUUGGUGUAGGAUCAUUCGUUUUCAGUAACGGUAUUGUUUCUUCUAGGGCACUGUUGAAAAACCUAAGCUUGAAGAGUAAACCCAGCUUCUUAAAAAAUGCAUUUAAUGCCUUAAAAUCAGGAGGAACUCUAUUGUUCCUAGGAUUGCUGAGGUUGUUUUUUGUAAAAAAUUUGGAAUAUCAAGAACAUGUCACAGAAUAUGGGGUUCAUUGGAAUUUUUUUAUCACCCUAUCAUUGUUGCCACUUGUAUUGACCUUUAUUGAUCCCGUCACAAGAAUGGUUCCACGCUGCUCAAUUGCAAUAUUCAUUUCAUGCAUUUAUGAAUGGCUACUUUUAAAGGACGAUCGCACUUUAAACUUUUUAAUUUUGGCUGAUAGAAAUUGUUUCUUCAGUGCUAAUAGAGAAGGCAUCUUCUCAUUUCUAGGUUAUUGCUCGAUUUUUCUUUGGGGCCAAAACACGGGAUUUUACUUGUUGGGAAAUAAACCAACUUUAAACAAUCUUUAUAAGCCUUCUACGCAAGACGUAGUUGCAGCAUCAAAGAAGUCUUCGACUUGGGACUAUUGGACUUCAGUAACCCCAUUAAGUGGCCUCUGUAUAUGGAGUACAAUUUUUCUUGUUAUCAGCCAGUUGGUUUUUCAAUACCAUCCUUAUAGUGUUUCAAGAAGGUUUGCUAACUUACCAUAUACUUUGUGGGUCAUUACUUAUAAUUUACUAUUUUUGACUGGGUACUGCUUGACUGACAAAAUUUUCGGUAAUUCUUCGGAAUAUUAUAAAGUUGCCGAAUGCUUGGAAUCAAUCAACUCCAAUGGGUUGUUUUUAUUUUUGUUGGCAAAUGUCUCUACUGGUUUAGUCAAUAUGUCUAUGGUCACGAUAGAUUCUUCACCCUUAAAAUCAUUCCUGGUUUUGUUGGCAUACUGCUCAUUCAUAGCUGUCAUAUCGGUUUUCUUGUAUAGAAAAAGAAUAUUCAUUAAGCUAUAA